AUGGUAUCUUUAAAAAGUUAUCAUCAAAGGCUCGUCUAUCUAAUUACGUAUAGCAGAGCUGAUAUCGCGAAAUUUCCUACAAAGCAGCAAUUUGCAGAUGCGGUACUGGAAGCGUGGAAAAGUUGUGGAAUAACAAUAUCGCACUGGGUAGUUUCCAUCGAGGGUCACGCUGUCACCGAUAGUAACGAUGAUAUGAACAUGUAUUAUUAUCAUAUGGCUUUGAAAUUGGCAAGACGAGGAGGAUGGCUGCAAGUAAGAUGGUUUCUGGACGAAACCUAUGCUAUACAGGUACAUUUUAGCGACAAUCACAAUACCUAUUAUAGCGCGUAUAAAUACGUAACAAAAGAAGACAACGAAUGUCUGCAUUCUGAACAACAUCCAGACUUGUCUUCUCCCCCUAAAACGGAGCAAGCAUUGGCAAGUAAGAAAAGAAAAGCUAGGGAAAAUAAUUCAACCCAUCAAAGAAAGGCCCGCAAAGAGAAAUGCUUGACUGUAUACAACGUUAGCCAACUUAUUCUAGCAAAGAAAAUAACCACGAGGUUGCAGCUGGUGUGCCUUGCAGUGGAGCAAAACCGAGAAGGCAAAAGUGCGUUGGCAGAAUUCAUAGCUAACAAAAACAACAAGGUUGAUGAGGCAUUGGAAGUCGCCAAGGAAUUUUCGGAAGCUGAAGCAAAAUUUCUUCGUUCAAGAAAGUCCCGCAUUGAAUUGUUGCAGGAAGCGAAAGAAGGAAAUUGCUGUGAAGGAUGGGAUGGGGCGUGGCCUGAAACAGCGUUAAAAGCGCUUCGAAAUAAUUGCAUUUCAGUAGAGGCAUUCUGUACAGCUUUAUAUAUUGCCUUAAAAAAAGGCCGGGGGAAAUAUCAAAAUAUAUUUAUACACGGCCCCGCGAACAGUGGAAAAACGUUUAUUUUAUCACCUCUUAAAAUCAUCUACCACACCUUCUGCAAUCCUGCAACUGGCACAUUUGCUUGGCAGGGGGCAGAAGAAGCCGAGGUGAUUUUCCUAAACAACUUUAGAUGGAGCCAAGCAGUCAUUGCCUGGGCGGACUUGUUGCAAGCUCUUGAAGGAGACACGGUUCAUUUGCCAGCACCAAAAAACUUUUGCAAACAAGACAUUGAGCUAUCUAAACAAGGACACCCCAUUCUUUGCCACAUCGGAUGCCCCUCUUCUUCUGAUAAAGGGAGGCUCUGUGGAUCAUGCAAAUACAGAGAUGAUGCAAGUUAGGUGGCGGUUUUUCCACUUUUGGAAGCCAAUUCCAAGAUCAGAUCAAAUUUCCCUGAACCUGUGUGCCUCCUGUUUCGCAAAAUUUGUUCUAGAAAACAGUGAACAGGAGUCACAGGACUGAACUGAAGACCAAGAUAUACACUUAUAUAAAAUCAUUGUCGCUUAAUUUUCUGUAAUUCAUUGUCGCUUUCUGUUAUACCGCACGUACAAUAAUAGUUAAUAUUUAGUAAAAGUUCUGUUAACGAACGUAAACAGUAUAAGCUGAGACAGCCAGUACUCACUUACAGUUCUCAGUAAUAUUAUUUGAAAUUUUGCACUUGGUUGUCAUGGUAUAUUUCGAAUAAUCCUCUAAUCUGAUUUCAGUCAUAGCUGCACUUCUAUUAAAAUGUUUUGUUUUGUUUAGAAAGUGCAUUGA
Messenger RNA from Paramuricea clavata, 1636 nucleotides. Lineage: Eukaryota; Metazoa; Cnidaria; Anthozoa; Malacalcyonacea; Plexauridae. The record is from the annotation of a GenBank genome assembly.